AUUUUACGGCCCAUUUAAUUUUACAAUAAUCAAAUUAGGUAGUGAAUUUUAAGUUUUAUUAGAUUAGUUUUUUCAGAUACAAUUUUAAAAGAAUAAUAUAUGUAUAUGUAUCGAGAUGAGAGAACAAAAUAAGUUAUCAAUGUAAUAAAAUAUAUGUUUAUGUUUUCAUGAGUUCUUAAAGCCAAGCACUCGCUCUCUCAAAUGGUCAUGUCCAUGAUCAUGCUUGUCAGAAUUAGCUUCCGAAUCAAUUUUUUUAUAUUUUUAUUCAUAUUUAUAAAAGCUUAAAUCAAACGGCCACCAUGAUCCGGCUGUCCACCAUAAUAAACUGGUCCCCCCCACACCAUAUCCGGACCCUCUUUCCCGCUACUCUCGGUUUUCUGUUAGCCAACCAAAGAUUCGAAUUCGAAGAAGAAGAAGAAGAAGAAGAAGAAGAAGAAGAAGAAGAAACAGUCUCCCAUAAGACCAAAACAAAGCUCCGAUUAUCUGUCUUUAGUUUCACGUUUCAGAUCUCUCUUCAUCCUUCGUCUAUGGCUCUGAUCGUUCCCUUUCUUGAUCACAACCUCUCGAAUCACACUUCAUUCUUCGGCCUCAAGCUAUGGAUCUUCCUUCUCAUCUGCGUCGCAGCUUCGCUCCUUCUCCUUCUCUCACUUCUCUGCCUCUACUUCCUCUAUUGCAGCCGCCUGAAACAGAUUUCUUCUCGCUUCACCCCACUGAGCCCCGCAGGUUUCAAGAACUCUCUCUGUAAUUCCUCUUCGCUAGACAGGAGGUUGUUGUCGAGUAGAAUUUUGGAGAUCGAAUUAGGCACCGGAACUCCUGGGAUGCCGCCAGCGGUGUCCGGCCGGUGGGCGAGGAGUUCUGGUUUUGCGGAGUUAGGGGCGGCGGCCGGGUUCUCUGGCGAUGUUAAGAUGAUGAAGCAGUGCUACAGUCUGGGGGAAAUUGAAGUGGCCACGAAUUGUUUUGCCAGUGAGAAUGUGAUCGGCUGUGGAGAAAAUGGGAUUGUUUACUGCGGUGUAUUGUUCGACGGCACGCGAGUUGCAAUCAAGAAGUUAUAUGACAGUGGUAAACCCGAAAAUUUUGUAGCAAAUGUGGAAGCGAUUGGGCAUGCUAGACACAAGAACCUGGUCCAGUUGCUCGGAUACUGCAGCGAAGAACACUGCAGGAUGAUUGUGUACGAGUAUGUGGACAAUGGUAGCCUUUACCAGUGGCUUCAUGGAUGCAAAAGAGAAGUCAGUCCUCUAACUUGGAAAAUUAGAAUGAACAUUAUCCAAGCAGCUGCAAAAGGUCUGGCAUACCUGCAUGAGGAUAUUGAACCUAAGAUUAUCCAUCAACAUGUUAAAUCAAGCAACAUUCUACUUGAUCAUCAAUGGAAUCCUAAAUUAUCCGAUCUUGGCAUUGCAAAAAUCUUAGGACCAGAGUGGAGUUGUUUUGCAACCUCUACCAAGGGAAUGUCCGGUUAUACUGCUCCGGAAUUUGCUUGUACCGGGGUUUUUAAUGAGAAAACGGAUGUUCAUAGCUUUGGGAUACUUCUCAUGGAGAUUAUAACGGGGAGGACCCCUGUCAAUUACUCCACUGAAAAUAAAGCAGAGGUAUACUUGAUAGACUGGAUAAAAUCUAUGGUUGCAAAGCAAAACUACGAUGUUGUGGAUCCUAAAAUGCCAGAUAUGCCUUCAUUGAAGGAACUGAAGAGAGUCCUUUUGAUUGCACUUAGAUGUGUCGAUCCAGAUGCAAAAAGUAGGCCGAGGAUGGGAGAUUUAAUUCACAUGUUUGAGCCACUUGACUUGUUGCUCAUUGAUGGAGGCUGUAUUAGGAAUAAAACUUGUCGUUGUGAUUCCUCAAACGAGAAUCUUCAGGCCAUUGUCCAGCAUGGGGAGAAUGUUGAUUAAGGUAAAUUUUGGUGGAAGGGAGUGCUAUAAAAACUUGAGGAGAUCUCAAGGCAGAACAGAUCAAGUAAAAAGCUGAAGUUUUAAGAUUUUUUUGUUUCUCGAAAAGGCAGUCUUGAAUGCAAAAUUAUGUCAAUUUGGAAAUAGUUUUUUAAUUAGAAGAUAACCAUUUUGUAUAUCUUUUUAUCAAUACAUCUCUAAUAAUC
Diospyros lotus (date-plum) is the source of this 2086-nucleotide messenger RNA. RefSeq names its product probable serine/threonine-protein kinase At1g01540. The transcript has 7 exons. Bases 300 to 1883 code for a protein of 527 amino acids. Gene Ontology annotation, biological process: protein phosphorylation. The record is from RefSeq and is a predicted model, not a curated record. Gene Ontology annotation, molecular function: protein kinase activity; ATP binding. Lineage: Eukaryota; Viridiplantae; Streptophyta; Magnoliopsida; Ericales; Ebenaceae.